Messenger RNA from Micropterus salmoides (largemouth bass), 2633 nucleotides. RefSeq lists its product as uncharacterized. Gene Ontology annotation, molecular function: protein binding. The record is from RefSeq and is a predicted model, not a curated record. Lineage: Eukaryota; Metazoa; Chordata; Actinopteri; Centrarchiformes; Centrarchidae. The coding region runs from base 238 to 1134 and encodes 298 amino acids. The transcript has a single exon.
GAAUACAUAGUGCGCAUGCGUACCAGCUCGGUCCUGCAGAGAGGACUCCAGCAGCUGUUCAGGAGGAACGUCUCUAACUGGCUUUGCAGGUGGCGCCCUGUCGUCUUCACUCACUGUUGUGGAAGUAAACGUGAUGUUUGGGUGUUCUGUCCGCAACUCUUCGGCUCCGGCGCGAUGAAGGACGCUGUAACUGUUAUAACUCGUUGAGGACAGAGGUUACUGGGUUCGCUUGUCGCCAUGGCCUCUUUACUAACCGUCAGCUCGGCGGCUCGGAGCAGCGAGAAGCACCGGACGUCCUUCUCGCUGCUCUUCUACCGGGCUGUGCGGGACCUGAAGCCGGUCUGGAUGCUUGAGGACAUGCGGACGAUGGAGACUUUUUACCAGGAGGAGGACGCCAGCCAGAGGAUUUACACCCCGUCGGAGGCGUUGCUCUAUGCUAUAGUUCACGACCACCAGGCGUACGCCCAGUACCUGCUCAGCCGGUACACCGACCAAGCGCUAGCAAAGCCCGGGGAGCGCUUCUGCUGCUGCCCGUCCUCGUCCCCGCACCUGGCCAUGGCUGUCCGCUACGACAGGCGCUACAUUCUCGGCCUCAUCUUACAGGAGGCUCGUCGGGUACCCAGCGCGCCCUCUUACACGGACCGAGCCGCAGGUCUUCACGUGGAGGACGGCAGGACCCCUUUACAUCUGGCCUGCGAGCUGCUGCGGCCCGAGGCGGUUAUCAUGCUGCUGGGGAGCGGAGUGUCCCCGCACUGCCAGGACCACAACGGCGCGACCCCGCUGGAUGUCAUUCUGGAGAAACUCAGGGACCCCAAGGAGGUGAAGGGCGGGGAGAGGAGGCGGUGUCUGGACACCCUGCUCAUGUUCAUGCCAAAGGUUCACUUUAAAAUGAAAGGAGCUCUGGACAGAGAGCCGGAGCGCUGGAGCGAGGUGCUGGGCGAGGAGACCUACAAGUACCUGUCAGGAAGAAGCCCGGCCCCGCUGGUCCUCAUCGCUAUGCAGACUAUCCUGAAGCAGCUGAGCCCUGCGACCUUCCCGGACAGCCUGCACGAGCUGCCCAUCCCCUCCUCCCUCAAACCGCCGGGUCUGCCUGUGACCCAGCGGGACAGGCCGAGGGUGGUGCAGCAUCAGUGACGUUGUGAUGUGCUGCAUGCUCCACUGUAUGAAAACUGAUGUGUUUUAGCAUGGGGUGUGUGGGAGAGCCUGUAUAGCCAUAAAGCGGUAACACUUUACAUUAUAGGGCUGCACAAAUAAACACUGUCAGGGAACAAAUGGAUGAAUCUCAUCUAAAGAUAAAGAUGUGACUUUUAUCAUGGUGUUAGCCCGCUGGUGGAACUGGUUAGAAGGGUAGCCAGCAGUGGGGAGACUAGGAAAUAAACAGCCAUAUUCUUUUUACAGGCAUUCAAGAACUAAUAAUGAAUUUAUUUGUCUAACCUCAUUCUAAAGUGUUACUUCUACUACUGCUAUUUAAGCUACUGUGUAAUAGGCUAUAAGAGGAGUUGACCAACCCGGUGACAGUUUGAAUGAACUGUUUUAUGGCUGAUGUUAAUUUAUUUGGCUUGUAUUUAACAGUAAUGCAGAGGAAAGUGAUCUUAUAGAUCAUGUGAUGACUUUUCUGGCUUUCUUGACUCCAUGGAUUUGUUAAUGUCUGCUGUUCUUUAUCACCUGACCUACAAUGUCUCCACAAGAAAUGACUAACGAUGGCAGACAGCAACCACGGGGACAUAGUGUUGAGUACGAAAGUUUAUUCUUAACUUUGGAGUUUGACAAAAAAAAUUUAAGCCUUACCCCAAGGUCCAGCCUUUUUUUCCUGAACCUUCUGCCAUACCCUCAGUCUGACAGCUGAGCUAACAGCCUAGUCUUUAGAAGGUUUUACUUUAAAUUUGUAGUGCAUCAUAAUCCUAAUAAUUUCAACUUCUCGAAAGCUUCCUGGAACGAAUGAUGUAAAUCUGUACCAACUAUUGCAUAAAUAGUGACACAUUUCUGUAACAGUUAUUAGAAUAGGUUUAGUUAGCCCAAGUAAAUGUAAACAAGUGCUGGAUUAACCCACGAGGGGGGGGGCCCAGGGCAAACGGGCUGUGGACCCCACUUGACCUCUCUCCCACUUUCUAUGCAUUGUGUUUGUAGUGCUCAGUAAUUUGGCCCCCAGGCGGAUCAGUGGACAGAUGGCCACUGUGCCCGGUUGGUUAUCCAGCCUUGCUGUAAAUACAUUUGUACAUUCUUGCUGACCUGCCAUGCACUGACUAAAUGCCUCUCUGGGUAACACACGCUUGGUAUUUAAUUGGUUUGACUGAUAUUAUUCAUAGAAGGUGUACUGCUAUAUUAUCAGGAGACUUCCCAGGAAUGAGUGUCGAGUGCCUGCCUCACAACAGUACUUACCCCACAUCCCUAACUAAAUAUUUGUUUAACCAGGAGACCGGUGAUUUCCAAAGAAAAAGUUUGACUAAUACAGUGUGAAUAAUGCAUUUACAGGUGAAUAUUAAUUUGAAGUGUAACAGGAAGUGUACCAAAUGUCAAACAGCUCUCUGAUGAGCAGAUAAGAUGGAAUUUAAAGAUCCACAGGGGAAUGAUAAUCAAACUGCUGCACUUUUUACUUAAUAAUCAUUAACUAUUAAAUCAUAUUUAUGAACUUA